CGGUUUGAGUUCAAAAUUUGCCGAUACACUUUAGAUGACAACUUGCGCCCAUUCCAAGCUAGUUAGCUAAGCUUAUCGACACCUUUCUGAAAAUACGAAAACGAAUCCAGAAGAUUGUGUAAUAUAUUUUUGUUUGAUUAAACAUGUCGAAGAAAGAAAUUUAUUACUCUGACAAGUACACAGAUGAAGCAUUCGAGUACAGGCAUGUUAUGCUACCGAAACCGUUAUCCAAGCUGGUGCCCACUUCUCAUUUGAUGACAGAAGAUGAAUGGAGGGGUCUGGGGGUGCAGCAGAGCCAGGGCUGGAUCCACUACAUGAUCCACAAGCCAGAGCCGCAUAUAUUGCUUUUCCGAAGACCUCUUCCAAAAGAUUGAGUGGAAAUCAUCUUCCACAUCCCGGAAAACCGCCUCAGUUGAAUUGUAUGGUCUUUGUUGACUAAACAAGAUGUACAUCUCUCCAUGUGUUUUGGUGUAUAGAAUAGACCAUUUAUUUUCAGUUUUUUUAAACUCCUCAAAAUGUUGGAGGUAUGAUAGAGGUAGCCCAAGGAGAGUGGAAGGCAGAAGGCUCGGCCCUGACUAAGAGAUGGUGAGCAGUUCUGCUUUGAUAAGUGGCAACAAUAUGAAGAUGGAAUUUCUCUCAUGAGACUUUACCAAGCUUGAAUAACAUUUGCUACACUUUUAUUGAUGUUUACUUGUCAAUAUAUGUUGUAUUAAUGAGCAUAGUGGUCAAAUGUAGUUAUUCUUUUCUUGAACGUGGUAUAUUUUAUUCAAAAAAGAAAUGAUUUUAUUUGUUUUUCUGUGUGUGUAUAUAUAUAUAUAUAUAUAUUCUUAUCAGACAGUAUACAUUUUGACUGACUAGAGUCACAUUUCUGUUCAUUCUAAAUAGCACUGUUGCUGGAUAGUACGUAAAUACAAUAUAUUUCUUUACUUUC
This is a messenger RNA of Salvelinus namaycush (lake trout), 931 nucleotides long. RefSeq names its product cyclin-dependent kinases regulatory subunit 1-like. The coding region runs from base 144 to 374 and encodes 76 amino acids. The record is from RefSeq and is a predicted model, not a curated record. Gene Ontology annotation, molecular function: cyclin-dependent protein serine/threonine kinase activator activity; ubiquitin binding; histone binding. Gene Ontology annotation, cellular component: SCF ubiquitin ligase complex; cyclin-dependent protein kinase holoenzyme complex. Gene Ontology annotation, biological process: regulation of mitotic cell cycle. The transcript is spliced from 3 exons. Lineage: Eukaryota; Metazoa; Chordata; Actinopteri; Salmoniformes; Salmonidae.